Molecule: messenger RNA, 3234 nt
Organism: Didymella exigua CBS 183.55
Lineage: Eukaryota; Fungi; Ascomycota; Dothideomycetes; Pleosporales; Didymellaceae
Product: LCM-domain-containing protein
Exons: 3
Coding region: 1-3234 (1077 amino acids)
Biological process (GO): methylation; mitotic spindle assembly checkpoint signaling; attachment of mitotic spindle microtubules to kinetochore
Cellular component (GO): mitotic spindle; kinetochore; nuclear envelope
Molecular function (GO): methyltransferase activity
Source: RefSeq, a predicted model, not a curated record
AUGACAUCUUCGAACCAAAUACCGAACCUCAAGACACUGCUCGGACCCGCCCGCGGCGGAGGUCUGAGAGGCAGAGGACGCGGCAGGGGCGGACCUGGUGGGUUGGGCGACGAAGUGCGAGACAAUGCUGUCCGAGGGACCGACCAAGACGCCGCGGGGAGCAGGGUGAGCUGCGUAGAGCUGGGCUACCUGCGCGACCCGUACGCGAGGCUGUUUGCAACACAGGCCUCGACAAGGAGACUGCCGCUGCUGAACAGAGGCUCCUACGUCCGCACCUCUGCAAUCGACCUGCUUGUCACCCAGUUCCUCCUCACCUACCCUUCCUCUGCGAAACAGAUUGUGUCGCUCGGUGCUGGCACCGACACACGCUUCUUCCGUCUCCUCGACGCCUACCCGGACAUACGCCUAAUCUACCACGAGAUCGACUUCCCCUCCAACACACUGCCCAAGAUCGCCUGCAUACAGCGCCAGCCGACGCUCCAUCGCAAAUUGCUCCAGAUACCCAAAACAUCGCAUUCAUUCCAUUCGGCGACAUACAACAUCCAUGCGCUCGACUUGCGCACUCUGGCCAGCCCCUCACACGGGGCGCCACUGCCAGAGCUUCCGAACCUUGACCCUACCAUACCCACCUUAAUACUGUCUGAGAUGUGUCUAGUAUACCUGCAACCGCAGACAGUGCAAGGCAUAGUCUCUGUCUUCACCACGCACUACCUCCAGCCCACUACACCUGCAUCGCUCGUGCUCUACGAACCGAUCUUGCCCCAGGAUGCCUUUGGCAGGACCAUGAUAUCCAAUCUGCAGACACGCAACAUACACCUUCCCACGCUCACCUCUUAUCCCGAACUCGGCGAUCAACGAGCACGGCUGAGUGGCUAUGGCUUCAAGGACGGUACAAAGGCCGCGGACACAGACUUUAUAUGGAAGCAUUGGAUAUCCUCAGAUGAGAAGGAGCGCGUCGCAGGACUUGAGAUGCUGGACGAGCUGGAGGAGCUAGAGCUCCUGCUCAAGCAUUACUGCUUUGCCUGGGGAUGGAGAGACGGAGAGAAUAACAAAGACACGUGCACAAUGGCUUUCAACCGCGCGAACCAGCCGAGCUUCAAUCUCUUCACUGGGGUUGAACAGUCGCCGCCGCCGCCAGAGCCAAUGCGCCAAACCUUCCGCAACACGUUGCGCGCCUCGACAAUGACGAAUGCGCCGCACACGGUCGUCCCCGACAACCCCGUCAACGAAGAUCUGCGCGCGCAGCUGAACGCACUACGAUAUGAGCUCGAGACAGCAAAGCAGGAGAAGGCCAUGCUCAAGGUCGAGCUCGACCAGGAGAUUAGAGACGCACAGAGCCGCGCCGAAACCGAGUUCCGCAAGGCGCAACAGGCAGAGACCGCGAAUGUCCAGACGGCGAACAAGUACGAGGCGCUGUCCAAGGAAAUGACCGAGGUGCGAACGCGUGCCGAGAACGAGCGACGAGAUCUCGAGAGGCGGCUGCGGCAGAGUCAAGAGAAGGCGCAAUCGUUGCAGGAGGACUGUGAUGAGGCCAGGGAGGACCUGGCAUCGUCGCAACGGCAGAGCGAGCACAGAUACAACAACCUGCAGGCUGAACACCAGCGGCUGAAGGACAGCAUCGAGGAGGUCCAGACCGACCUGGUGUCCAAAGUCAGUGCGCUGCAGGCGGCGCAGAAGAAGCUGGGGGAGCGGGAAGAGGAGGUCGGGCAGCUCGAGGCCGAAGUCCUGCGACUCAAGGCUAUCACAGGAGAUGCCGAGACCCUUACUAUCAUCAAGAGGGAGCUCUCCGAUCAGGUUGCGCAUAUCCAGAAGCUGGAGGCUUUGACACGCGAGCAAAAUACCGAGCUCAGGAACUUCAAGAAGCAGCACAAGGCCAUUGAGGUUGUCGAAGAGGAGAAGCGCACACUGCAAACGAAGCUGGGGAUGAUGGACGACCUGCAGAGACAGCUAGGAGAAGCUGAGUUGCGAAAGCAGAUUCUCGAGGAGGAGCGCGACUCGUGGACUUCGUAUCUCGAAUCUGAGGCCAAUGAGAACGGACAGCAACAGUUUGAGACGCCCGAGGAUCUUGCGCGAGCCUUCAUCCAGGAGCGGAUAGAUAAGGCGGACCUCCUGAACAAGCUGGGCGAGAUCAAACCCGAACUGACUGUAAAGGAGGCCAACAUCCAGGCGUUAGAGGACGAGAAAGCCAAGUUGCAAGCUCAGAUCCAGCAGCUCAAAAGUUCUGCGACAACGACCAGCGCACCCAGCGCGAAGGAGGCACAAGCUCGCGCGAGGCUCGAACGUCAAAAGGCGUUGGCAACGAAAGAGGUGGAAUUCCUGCGCGCCCAAGUCAAGGCCUUCGACGACGAAGAGCGCGAGAUGCAGCCAGACUCCUACGACGCAGCAAAGUCUCAACGGAUAGCAGAGCUCGAGGCUCUCGUCGAUGAACACCGCAAGGAGCUCGACGCGCUCCAAAAAGAGUUCGCCAGCAUCGAAAAGCUCGAUCCUACAGCGACACCCAUCACGGGUCAAAAGCGCCCUCUGCCCACGGACGAAACCGACGAGCGCGUCGGCGAACUGCGCCGCAAGAACCGACAGCUCACCGACGACCUCUCCGAGCUGGAGAAGAAACUCAAGCUCAUCCAAACCGAAUACAAAGCGCAGCACUCGCAACUCAAGAAACUCAAAGAAAGCACACGCACCCGCGUCCUUGAGCUCAAGUCCAACCCCACCGCCGACGCAGAGGCGCUCAAGCUGUCCACCGUCCGCACACUCCGCGCCGCAAACACCCAGCUCCUCGCACAGCUCGAGGCCCAGACACCACCGCCAAAGUCGGUGCCCUUCGCCACCUUCGAAGCAGCACAAGAUGAGAUGGAGGAGCUGCGGCACUCGCUCGCCUCGUCCGAGAAGAAGCAGACACGCCUCAAGCAGAUUUGGGCCGCCAAAUCCCUCGAGUUCCGCGAAGCCGUGGCCUCAAUCUUGGGGUGGAAACUUGAUUUCAUGCCCAACGGGCGUGUCAAAGUUACCUCGAUGUUCAAGCCCGCGGAUGACGAGGGCGAGAACAGCAUCGUGUUUGAUGGCGAGAACGGCACCAUGAAGGUCAGUGGCGGCGAGCAGAGUGUGUUUGCGGGCGAGAUCAGGGAUCAGAUUGUCUACUGGGUCGAGGGAAGAAAGGAGAUUCCGUGUUUCCUUGCGGCGCUGACGCUGGAGUUUUGGGAGCGCGGGCCCGGCGCGGAGAUGACUAUGAAGCUGUGA